GCCGCGUCGUUGCCGCGCAGCUGCCGCGCAUUUGCCGCGCCCAUCGCUCGGUUCGCAGCGGCCGUUCUGUAUCCAAGCCCCGCCCAGAGCCCCGCGACGACCGCCGCGGCGACUCUUGCCCCCCCAUGGCGAAGCGCGGCGGGACUCCUGGCCGCUCCUCGCUUGGGGGCGCGCCGCCCGCCAAGGUCGCCAAGGCCGCCGCGCCCGCCGGUGCGUCGACGCCCGGCCCGAAGGGCAGUCGCCCCGAGAAGCCUUCAGCGCCCGCCGCCCAGAUUCCGAGGCAGGUGCCUCCAGGCGCCCCUGCGGUUGUCGAGGCGCCGCCGCUGCCGGAACUCCCCGUCGGGGCGGGGGCGGCCAAUUGCAGCGAGGAGAAGACUCAGACCUUGAUGCGAGCCGUCGUCGCUUACAACAGGUACCACGUUCGGCGGGUCCCGAGGGGGGACUCGAGGUGGUUCACGGGAUGGCUGGACCGGCCUGUGCACGAGCGCCAGCCCAUCGCGAUCAGGAGGCCCGACUCCGAACACGACCUGCUCACCUACUUCAGCCCGUGGAAGAGGGCAGAGGCCAUCAUCUCGUUCAACGGAACGGGCACUUACAAAGGGGGCGGCAACGUGUUCUGGUUGGACCCUUUCGUGGGGUCGUCUGGGAAGAUGCGCCCCGUUGCAGGGGGCCCGCCGCUCUACCCAGCGUGCCUCGACGCCGCUGAGCAGCACGCCCUGGGCAGGAUCCUGCAGAAAGGGCUCGCUCGGGGGGCGGCGAGCGCAGCGCACGAGGCCAGGAUCAAGUUCUCCCACGUCUUCACCACAUUCAGCUGGGACCUGGGCUCGUACGACGCAGACCACUUCGACUCCUCUUUGCCGCUGGUGUGUGGGCACGUGGCCUUGUGGGGCUUCCAUAUCGCUUUGCUGCAAGCCCUCGGUCGCGGUGACGCGGCUUCUGUGGCGGUGUUGGUCCAGGCAUCCCUCUGCGCGCCCAUCGAGGGCGUCAUCGUGGAGUCUGAGGAGAGGCUCUCCAUGCUCUCCAUGGCCACGUGCGACGGCGCCCGCAAAACGCACGCUUACCUGAAGAAUUCCUUCCCCGCGUUCGCUCGCAAGCUCAUGGUGGCCCUGGGCGACUGCCCGCCUGAAGGGGCAGCAGCCAGGCUCGCAUUCUGCGCCCAGGAAGGCAUCCGCUACAACGGCACCGCCGCGCACAGGAGCAUGCUCUGCGCGGCGCAGAACUGCCGCGAGAGGCUCGACGACAGGGCGCUCCGCACCCUGCGCUACAUAGAGAGCAGGAGAGGCUCGAGAAAGAGCGACCUCACCUCGAACUUCACCACCCUGAACCGCAUCCUGCAGUUCUGCGCGACGGAGGUCCGCAAGGGAAAUGCCGCCAUGUGGGGCGCCGUGACGGCCGCCGAUCUCGCCGACCACGUCGUGGACUACAUCGCCUGGGCCCUCGACCACGACCUGGUCGAAGGAGAUGGGGUGACAGCCUCGUGGCUGGCUGGCUCAGACCGCGUGGAAGCUAAGGAUCGCCGCCACGCAGGGGCGAUGAGGAUGGCGCUGGCAAAGAUCUACGUGCGCGUCUUCAUUCACUCCCUGGCGCAGGACCUCCCGGACUCCAGUGGCGCCAAGCAGGACUGCCUGCGCGUCUUGCCCCACUUCUCUGGCUACGCUGUCUUCGGCGGGACCUGCGGGGCCGCGGCCGCGGGCGCCCCGCCGCCAGCGGCCGACGAGGGGGGCGAGGAGACCGGAACGGCAGGCCAGAGAGGGCUGGAGGACGACGACCCCCUCGCGAAGAUGAAGACGCAUACCGCAGGGGGAGCCGCGCAGCUCCUCCAGUUCUUCUUCGACCUGUUCAGCCAGAGAUUCGACGAAAGCCUCCGCGAGUUCCUCGCCGCAGACGCCCGCGUGCAUCAGCCCGUGUGCCAGGUCAAAUGGGAGGAGUGGUCGCAAGCAGACUUCGUGGAGAUCAGGAAGGCGCUGGGCCUGCGCAGAAUCGCAGUGCCAGCCUGCGAGGGCUCUGGCGCGCCCGCUGCCUCGACGCGCGGGCUGAGGCGGAGCCUCUCAGCGGCAGGCGACGACGGGCCGGACGACGAGGACGUCAACGACCGCGAGAAGGAGAUCGCCCAGGAGCGCGCGGAGGCGUGGAACCAGGCGCAGGCGCUCCGCAGCAAGCGGCUGACGCCAUCGUUCAUGAAGGCCGACAGGAUGUCCAAGGAUAACCUCGACAAGUGGUGGGAGACGCAGACGGCAGCGCUCCAGUUCCAGGGGGGGCCCGGCAAGUCGCAUCGCGUCUUCGUGUUGUCGGGGGAGAGGUGGACCUACGAGACGGGCGCGGCUCCGUGGGCGGAAGAGCCCCCGUCGCCAGACACCUUGCGCGUGGUAUUGGAGUGGCUCUUGGAUCGGCAGGACCCCUGCGACGCGCUCCUCGUCUUCGACGGCCGAUCCUCCUCGAUCCGCGCGACCAUGCAGGAGGUGAUGAGGAAAGCUCGCAACGUCAGCGACAUCUGGAUCGUCUACCAGCCGAAGAGGGAGGCUGGAGGGCGCAGGGUCGUCUUCGGGUCCAGGAACCGCGAGGUCGGGUGGGUCAGCUUCCCCGCCCCCCGCGCCGACGUCCCGGCGCAGGAGCGCAAGGCCGCGCGCUCCGCAGGCAACGAGUGGGGGUCGACCACCUUCUCGUCGACGUUCUCGAGUAUGGCCCCCACGGCGUGGGGGCAGUUGCCCUGCAUCGCUCUCGCCGACAAGGCGAAGAUCAUCGGGGCCAGGGCGCCCGUGCCCCCGAGCAAGGUUUUCGACUCGGACCUCGGUUGCCCGUUGUGCUGGCAGGAGGUGAAGUCGAAAGACCUCUGGAGCGCCCUGCUCUUGGCCACAAAGGCAGAUUUCGUGGUGGACUUGGGCGUCGGCGGCGGCAUCGCGGCACGGUCGUGCCUUGCUCUCGGCGCCCCCUGGGUCGGCCUCUGCUGGAACCAGGUGCGCGCCCCAUGGCUCAACAACGUCCCCGACCGCUGGACGUUGGAGGAGAUCGUCUGUCAACGGCCCCCCCUGCACGAGCAGGACUUGGCGAAGCUCGCGCGGGCGCAUUUCUCGGACGUGCUGCAGCAGCUCCAGGACCGCGAGGCCGCGGAGCACGAGGAGGGCGAGGGGCGGCGGUAGGCGUAGGAGGAGGCAGAGUCUGACCCAGAGCCUCGACGCCUGGGAGGCCCGAGGCUGCGUCUGCGACGCCGAGAUGCCCCGCGCUCUCGCAGGGGGCCGGCUCCGACGAUUUUCUUUCGAGCGCCUGCAGCCGCGUUUUCCGAGAGAUUCCCAGACGAUCCGACCCGUGCAGGGCCCGCGUCCGCGAGGGAA
Prorocentrum cordatum is the source of this 3329-nucleotide messenger RNA. The record is from the annotation of a GenBank genome assembly. NCBI's taxonomy places the organism in Eukaryota, Dinophyceae, Prorocentrales, Prorocentraceae.